Molecule: messenger RNA, 5226 nt
Organism: Pongo pygmaeus (Bornean orangutan)
Lineage: Eukaryota; Metazoa; Chordata; Mammalia; Primates; Hominidae
Gene: EPN2
Product: epsin 2
Exons: 12
Coding region: 828-2753 (641 amino acids)
Biological process (GO): endocytosis
Cellular component (GO): clathrin vesicle coat; endosome; plasma membrane
Molecular function (GO): clathrin binding; phospholipid binding
Source: RefSeq, a predicted model, not a curated record
CUCUUAGAUCCUGGGAGAAGCUGCCUAGGUGGCUUCUUGAGGGUGGACCUCCUACUCCCCUUCAGAAGCCUCUGCCUGGUCAUCUCGUCCUGCAAAUAAAGUGGCCAUUCUGUGGAGCCUGCUCAGCCUUUUUUUUAGAGGAAGAUGGAGAUGUUUCCUCACUCGUGGACUGCACCUCAGGAAAGAUAAAGCCAGUGAAUUGAGGAUUGCGGAGUAUUGCACACAUUCAAGUGUCCUACAGUGGACACCAUGACACUGACUCCAGCAUGCCUAGAAAUCACCAUGGGGGCUUAAGAGAGUGGCAGCCCCUCAGCUCUGCCCCCAGAAUGACUGGAUUUUUGAACAGACUCCCAGGAUGUUCUGAUGUAUCUGGUUGAUGGACCACACUGGUGGAACACUGUGGGAAAGGUGGGGUGUACCCCUUUCCCAAGCAUUCUGUGUCAUCUGCUUUUAGAAGAAUAAAGUACAUGUAGAAACAUAGGAGGCUGCCAGACAUACAUAGGUGGAGCUGCCAUGUGAGGUGAAGAUGUUCAGUGUUCAUUUCUGUGUCGGGCACAGUGCUAAGUGCUGGGUGCUCACUGGUGAUGAGGCAGAUGAAGGUUACCAAACUUGUGGACAGGAGCCUCAUGUCAGAGACGUGGACCUCACUGUAGCCUGGUCAUGGCUUCCAGCUUUUCGAAUCUGAGGCUCCAAAGGAGGAAAUGACCAUUCAGGGAUCUUACUCCAGCUUGAUUACGGAAACUGAACCUUCAUAGGGUGCGCACUUACCAAGGACAGGAAGGUUUCUCUCUUUGAAGGGCUUUAAACUUAUAACAAAGAAAAUAAAAAUGACGACUUCGUCUAUCAGACGGCAGAUGAAAAACAUCGUGAACAAUUACUCAGAGGCAGAAAUCAAAGUCCGGGAAGCCACCUCUAAUGACCCAUGGGGCCCGUCCAGUUCUCUGAUGACCGAGAUUGCCGACCUGACCUACAACGUGGUGGCCUUCUCGGAGAUCAUGAGCAUGGUGUGGAAGCGGCUCAAUGACCAUGGCAAGAACUGGCGGCAUGUGUACAAGGCGCUGACCCUGCUGGACUACCUCAUCAAGACAGGCUCCGAACGUGUGGCCCAGCAGUGCCGGGAGAACAUCUUCGCCAUCCAGACCCUGAAGGACUUCCAGUACAUUGACCGAGAUGGCAAGGACCAGGGCAUCAAUGUGCGUGAGAAGUCAAAGCAACUGGUGGCCCUCCUCAAGGACGAGGAACGGCUGAAGGCUGAGAGGGCCCAGGCUCUCAAAACCAAAGAGCGCAUGGCCCAGGUUGCCACUGGCAUGGGCAGCAACCAGAUCACCUUUGGGCGAGGCUCCAGCCAGCCCAACCUCUCCACCAGCCACUCGGAGCAGGAGUAUGGCAAGGCUGGGGGCUCCCCGGCCUCCUACCAUGGCUCGCCUGAGGCCUCGCUGUGCCCCCAGCACCGCACAGGGGCCCCGCUGGGUCAGAGUGAGGAGCUGCAGCCACUGAGCCAGCGCCACCCCUUCCUGCCGCACCUGGGGCUGGCCUCCCGCCCAAAUGGCGACUGGUCCCAGCCCUGCCUCACUUGUGACCGCGCAGCCCGAGCCACCUCCCCGCGAGUGUCCUCCGAGCUGGAGCAAGCCCGGCCCCAGACUAGUGGAGAAGAGGAGCUUCAGCUGCAGCUGGCACUUGCCAUGAGCAGAGAAGUGGCUGAGCAGGAAGAACGCCUCAGGCGGGGUGAUGACCUCAGAUUACAGAUGGCCCUGGAAGAAAGCCGAAGGGACACAGUUAAAAUUCCAAAAAAGAAAGAGCACGGCUCUCUCCCACAGCAGACUACGCUGUUGGAUUUAAUGGAUGCUCUUCCCAGCUCGGGCCCUGUGGCCCAGAAAGCGGAGCCCUGGGGCCCGUCAGCCUCCACUAACCAGACCAACCCCUGGGGCGGGCCAGCGGCUCCUGCGAGUACUUCAGACCCCUGGCCAUCAUUUGGUACCAAGCCAGCUGCCUCCAUUGACCCAUGGGGGGUGCCCACUGGAGCCAGCACACAAUCUGUCCCCAAGAACUCGGACCCUUGGGCAGUUUCACAGCAGCCUGCCUCCAGUGCUGGGAAAACAGCUGCUGACGCAUGGGGCGCAGUCUCCACUACCAAGCCCGUGUCUGUCUCUGGGUCCUUUGAGCUCUUCAGUAAUCUGAAUGGUACAAUUAAAGACGACUUUUCUGAAUUUGACAACCUUCGGACUUCAAAAAAAACAGCCGAAUCUGUGACCUCUCUGCCAUCCCAUAACAAUGGAACUACCAGCCCUGACCCCUUUGAGUCUCAACCCCUGACCGUCGCCUCAAGCAAGCCCAGCAGUGCCCGGAAAACACCUGAGUCCUUCCUGGGCCCCAAUGCGGCCCUGGUGAACCUGGACUCACUGGUGACAAGGCCUGCCCCACCGGCCCAGUCCCUCAACCCUUUCCUGGCACCAGGUGCACCCGCCACCUCGGCCCCUGUUAACCCCUUCCAGGUGAACCAGCCCCAGCCGCUGACGCUGAACCAGCUUCGGGGGAGCCCAGUCCUGGGGACCAGCACAUCCUUUGGGCCUGGCCCAGGAGUGGAGUCCAUGGCUGUGGCCUCGAUGACCUCCACGGCCCCACAGCCAGCUCUGGGGGCCAGUGGUUCCUCUCUGACACCACUGGGCCCUGCAACGAUGAACAUGGUGGGCAGUGUGGGUAUCCCCCCAUCGGCAGCCCAGGCCGCCGGCACAACCAACCCUUUCCUUCUCUAGUGCCUGGGCCUGGGACCUGCCCAGAGCACCUGUGCUGGAGGAUGCCGAGCAGGGACUCUCGUCUGUGGGACGGGAUCCAAGAGUUUGGGGAUUUAGGGGUAUUAGGGCUUUUCAGCUCCAGCUUCCUGAUGAAAGGGCUGUCUUUACAGCCCCACCCCUCAGACCCUCGCCUUCCAAGGCAGGCCCCUCAGCCUGGCCUGCUCUCACCACCUCCUCCAAAGCACUCAGGUCCUGGCAGGGCUCCUCUGAGGCCUUGGAUGAGGAGGUGGAGCCAUCAGUGUUGCCCUUGCCCCCAGCCUCAGCCCGAGGGUCUCCAGGUUGUUGCCUGGCCCAGGACUUGGGACGGUGGCCUUGUCUUUGUCCUCCCCACCCCCCAGCCCUAGGGACACCCCAGGCAGUCCUGGGUGUGGACACGAUGAAGCACCGGCUCCAUAAGACACCUUUUGGGGAAGUGGUUGUGCAUAUUUUAUUUUUCUUUGACUCGUGUGAGUUCAAAGUAAACACCACCACCAUGGACAACUCUUGAAUUAAAUCCACUAGAGCGAGCUUUAAAACUAAUCUGAGCAUAACCCCCAACGUGGCUCUAUGCUUGUGUACCUUUGCACAUAUUUUGUUUAGUACAGUUUCAUAUUUGAGUUUGCAGAAUUAUCUAAUAGUCUUUUUUUGGCUAAUAUUUUUAUAACGUGGUUCUUAUUUAACUGUCUAGUUUUGAUAGAAUUUACCAGGUCUGGCUGAAUGAAGAUAUUGGCACGUGUCAUUUUAGUGGUUUAAAUCCUCUUAUUUAUGGUUUUAACUCUAAGAAAAUUUUAAAAGGAAGAGAUGUUUGGAUGACAAAAAAAAAUGCCUUAUUGAAAAACUAAAGCAAAUUCUUUAUAGGAAGAAAAUAUGGGAAUUUGAUUACACAUAGAUGAUGAUGUUUAUUUAAAAAGAAAACUACAACAGCAACAAAAAAUCCUAGCCUCCAGUUGCCUUUUCCUUUCUUUAGCUCCUGUUUUUGGUGAAUUACUAAACUGAUUGACUUUCAGCCUUUUUGGCUAGAUCCUGAGAGAGAGGCUAUUUUUCUUACGAAUAUACCAACAUCCUGAAAGUUAAAAGAAAAAAAUCGAAUGUAUGAAUGUGACUCACCAAUUUUUAUCAACUAAUUCCUUUUUUUUAUUAAAGGCAUGCAGGGAUUAACAGGACUUCUGUUUACAAUGGAAAUCUGAAAUGGAAGAACCAUCUUUAACCUUGUGUCUGUGAUCUCCUCUGUCUUAAUCCACGCUCAGGCUAAAGAUGGGGAUAAUGUGGAAAUGGCAGUUGUCCCGAGGGCGUGGGGCGGGGGGUGCUUCUGUGCCCACGGGUCCCUGGGCAACAGUCCCUAGGCUAAGACAGGGGUGGGGGGCUAAGGGACCAGGGCUGGCCCUGAUCCACCUACCUGCUAACUCCAAACAUUAUUUUUAAGUUGGAGACCUAAAAAUAAUUCUCUUGUAUUUUGGAGAUGAAGAAAAAAGUCAUUCACCUGGGAUGGAUUUUUAACAAACAUGCACUAAUAUUACCUCCCUCUUCCAAACUCCUCCUGUCCUCACCUCACCCACCACUGUAAAAGUAUUACAUCAUGCAUUAAAGACCAGGAAAGACUUGCUUUUACCCAGGGAAGGGACAGUCCCCCAAUCCUGUGUCUGGGCAGCUUGCCUGGUGGACGUUUCCGGCCCUUUUUCCACCAUGGGAAUUUCUCACCUCUAGCUCUAAGGGCAGCUGACCACCUGCCAGCCCCUCUCUGGUUCCAGAAGAUUACCCUUCGCACUGGCACAGGAGAGAUCUUAAAUGGACUCUGGGCUGCUGGGACAUGCAGGCUCCGAGUGGGGACUGCACCCACUCAUGCUGUUCCUAAGGCCGCUCUCUCCAGUCCCAGGAGCCGUGUCUAGAGUUCCUGACCAGCCACCUUCUGCCAGAACUGCAGGCCUGCGGCUGGGCCUUAGGCUCCCGCUGCCAUUCGGGUAAGCCGGUGGCUGGUCUUGUCUGCCGAGGGAAGGGUGGGGAGGUGCAGUGGGAUGGGAGGCAGGAUGCUUGCCCAGAAAGGUGCUUUCCUUCAGACGGUGCAGGGCCUGGGCCAGCCUUACAGGUCAGUAGACCAGACUCGACUACUUGGGGCCAGUGAUUCUUUUAUAACAAGAGCCCUUCAUGAUGCGACUUUGAGGCCCCAACAUGACAGCCACUGGGCCACCAGGACCCAAGAAGACAGCCCCCCUGCCCCAUCUUCUGGCACAGGCCAUCCCGAGUGCAUGUCCCUGUUGCCCACUGCACUGAUCAUGAAGCCACCGGCCACUGCCACGCGUGUUGCAUCUGUGCCAUCGUGCUCCCUCCUGAUGGGCACCGUGGUGGAGGAAGUCACCCAGCUGUUUCUCAGUCCCAGAGGCCGGUGGCUGGUUUUGAACUUGUGUUGACUGUUGAUACUUAUUUACUGUAUAAAUAUAAUUUAUCAUUUGUACCAUGA